Messenger RNA from Arabidopsis lyrata subsp. lyrata, 1935 nucleotides. Its product is annotated as protein YLS3-like. The record is from RefSeq and is a predicted model, not a curated record. The transcript has 5 exons. The coding region runs from base 1092 to 1658 and encodes 188 amino acids. Lineage: Eukaryota; Viridiplantae; Streptophyta; Magnoliopsida; Brassicales; Brassicaceae.
GCGCCAAUCCUCCUGCGGACAAUGUUCCUAGUCCCCGGUUACAUCCUUUGCUAAAGGUGGCUCCUACACAAAGAAGAGAAGAUCCCACGUCAGAAUUGCCCAGAGAUAGUGGCUGCUGAGCUCUAAUCCUGGGAUCUUAAAGAAGAUGAGGAUAGAGCCCCAGUGAUCUUGUCGGAGAAGUACCUGGAAACAACACCAAUAGCAUUUCAAGACUAACCAUUUGAGAUUGUUACACGCUUGAGAUUGGAUUCCAAAAGGCAUCAUAUUCGAUAAAAUGGUUUCGAAAUGUUUGGUAAAUAGAAGGUUCGGGAAAGGAGGAGAGAUUGUCUGCAAUGUGUAACCUGUAGGAGCAGCAACGGACAGAAGUUUGGUCAUCGUCGUUGACAUUGGAAUAGCUUCUGCUCUGUUGUGGGAUAAGCCUCUCUCUCAUGCUUUGUCUAAACGAACCAUCGAACAUACUACCUCGCCUGAAAGAUCCGUCGAACAUGCUACCCCGCCUGAAAGAUUCCAGCUUUGGUGCCGCCAUUGGUGGUUCUUGAUUCUGAUGAUCGCAGGAGAUUGAGAGACAGAGACGGGAUGAGUCAGGAGAAAUUCUAGUUCUUGUGCAUUGUGGUUUAUGAUUUCUAUCAAAGACACGAUGGUGUCAUGAAAAACCCAGAUUCCCAAAUUUGGACUUUUUUCGGAUUUUGUAAAGAAAUGGUAUGCAAAUCUUGUAUGAUUGCUAUGCACGUCUUAGAGCACGUUUUUGUGUCUAAUUACAGAUUGUUUUUCCACGCAUAAUCUCAAGAAUAUUUAUUUAAAUAAACAAAAAUAACGGUCGAAUUUAUAACAGUAUAGAUUCAUACGUAAAUAGCAAAAAGACAACAUGAAGAAUUUCAAGUGUUGCUCAGAAGAACACACAUUAUGCAUGAAUACAUAUAGUCCUUUUUUUCCAUUUCGUAUCAAAUUUCAGUUGCAGUGUUGCACAAUAAAUCCAUUGAAUCCCACCUUAAAUAAUCCAUCUUUCCAUAAACCCUAACAAUCUCUACUGUUCUAAAGAAAGAAGAAGAAACUUAUUUUCCAAGCAAAUUUUCAAGAGACGAUACACAAAAAUGGCAUCUUCAAGUCUCUUUAUCACUGUCUUAAUCUUCUUGGCUCCAAUCUUUAUCCAACCAUGUCUCUCUCAAGGUCCGAGUCCUCCAGCUUCUUGUACUUCCUUGUUGCUAGCCUUGGCUCCAUGUGGUCCAUUCGUGCAGGGUUUUGUCCAGCUCCCUGCUCAGCCAUGCUGCAACAGCCUGAACCAGAUCUACAACCAACAACCGACCUGUCUCUGUCUCUUUCUCAACAACAAUAGUACUUUAUCCUCUGCUUUUCCGAUCAAUCAAACCUUAGCUCUCCAAUUGCCUCAGCUUUGUAGUAUUCCAGCCAAUUCAUCUGUUUGCUCCUCAGGGGCUUCCUCUGUUUCUCCACCAUCUACCAACUCAACCGAUUCUCAAAUCUCUCUGGGUGCAAAGAACAACUCGGGUGUGGCAGCGACCCCAGUGGCUCAAGUGGCACCAAAACCAACCAGCAUGAUGGGAUUGGGUUAUGGUCCGAAAUCCUCUGGUUCGAAGUCUAAGUUUCAGCUGACUAUCUUUGUGAUGGCAGCAAUCCUAACUGGAACACCCUUCCUCUUCUGACUCUAGUCCAUAGGCGUAUUUCCUUUAAUCUCCGUCCAGUUUACAUCCUUCACGUUCUUGCUUUUCUCUAUGAACUCAGAACAACGAAACACUUCCCAUAGGUUUAUGAAUGAAGUUGUGAUAAUGUUUCUUGAAACCAAAACAGAACAAUGUAACAAAAGUCUAUUUCUUGAAUUUGUAGCUAUUGCUUAGGUCACAAGUACAUGCUUAAGCAGGACCCUGUAAAAGGAAACAAUUUGUCCAACCUUGAAAGAAUUCCAGCAAUUUUAACCAAAAA